Messenger RNA from Gavialis gangeticus (Gharial), 2001 nucleotides. RefSeq names its product nuclear receptor subfamily 1 group H member 4 (gene NR1H4). NCBI's taxonomy places the organism in Eukaryota, Metazoa, Chordata, Crocodylia, Gavialidae. Bases 180 to 1613 code for a protein of 477 amino acids. Gene Ontology annotation, molecular function: RNA polymerase II cis-regulatory region sequence-specific DNA binding; nuclear receptor activity; bile acid binding. The transcript is spliced from 10 exons. The record is from RefSeq and is a predicted model, not a curated record. Gene Ontology annotation, biological process: negative regulation of inflammatory response; cell differentiation; negative regulation of transcription by RNA polymerase II.
CUUCUGCUAAACCUAAAAACGCAAAACAAAAAUGUGCCUGUUUAAAAAUCAUUAGGAUUUUGAACCAAGCACAGAAGCUUCUAUGCACUUUCAUUUACAGGACUGUGGAAACAGGGAGUAGGGUUUCCUUUCAACCUGUUCCUGUUCCCUAACAAUCACAUUGCUCUUGAAUUAAAUAGAUGGGAUCUGAAAUGAAUCUAAUAGGACAUUCCCAGCUAUCUGCUCCUGAUGGGUUUUCACUUUCUGAAGGUCCUCAUUUAUUUGGUGUUCUGACAGAGCCAAUGAGUUCUCCAGUGCAAGAGGCAGAUAUGUCAUCUUACACACAGUACAGCACUAUGUCAUUCCCUCCAGUUCAACCUCAGAUUUCAUCGCCACCUUAUUACUCCAACCUAGGCUUCUAUCCCCAACAGCCUGAAGAAUGGUAUUCCCCUGGAAUGUAUGAACUCAGGAGAAUGCCCUCUGAGAACUUUUUCACAAGAGAGACAGAGCUUGUAGAGAUACCUGCGGCCAAGAAGUCUAGACUUGGUACCUCCACAGGAAGAGUGAAAGGAGAAGAGCUCUGUGUUGUCUGUGGUGACAAAGCUUCUGGCUACCACUAUAAUGCUCUUACUUGUGAGGGAUGCAAAGGGUUCUUUAGAAGAAGCAUCACUAAAAAUGCUGUAUACAAGUGUAAAAAUGGAGGCAACUGUGAGAUGGACAUGUACAUGAGAAGAAAAUGCCAGGAGUGUCGGCUGCGAAAAUGCAAACAAAUGGGGAUGUUGUCUGAAUGUAUGUAUACAGGUUUGUUAACAGAAAUACAAUGCAAAUCAAAACGUCUAAGAAAAAAUGUGAAACACCACCCUGAUCAGACAGCUGCUGAAGAGAAUGAAGGGCCUGACCUGAAGCAAGUGACAUCAACAACUAAACCAUAUAGAGAGAAAGUAGAACUUACCACAGAACAGCAGAACCUUCUUCAUUACAUCAUGGAUUCAUAUAGUAAACAACGAUUUCCACAGGAGGUAUCAAAAAAACUUUUACAUGAGGAAUUUGGUGCCGAAGAAAAUUUUCUCAUCUUAACAGAGAUGGCUACCAGUCAUGUUCAGGUUCUUGUGGAGUUUACCAAAAAGUUACCAGGCUUUCAAACUCUUGAUCAUGAAGACCAAAUUGCUUUGCUGAAGGGUUCAGCAGUAGAGGCCAUGUUCCUUCGUUCAGCUGAGAUCUUCAGUCGUAAACUUCCUACAGGACAUGCUGACCUCUUAGAAGAAAGGAUUCGCAACAGUGGUAUCUCUGAUGAAUACAUAACCCCCAUGUUUAAUUUUUAUAAAAGUGUCGGAGAGCUGAAGAUGACACAAGAGGAGUAUGCUCUACUCACAGCAAUAGUUAUUCUGUCACCAGAUCGACAAUAUAUAAAGGAGAGAGAGUCUGUGGAAAGGCUUCAAGAACCACUGCUUGAUGUUCUACAGAAACUUUGCAAACUUCACCAUCCAGAUAACCCUCAACAUUUUGCGUGUCUUUUGGGUCGCCUUACAGAACUACGGACAUUUAACCAUCAUCAUGCCGAGAUGCUGAUGUCAUGGAGAGUGAAUGAUCAUAAAUUCACACCCCUUCUCUGUGAAAUUUGGGAUGUUCAGUGAUGAAUGUUUUCAUUUUGGGAUUAACAACUUUUUAAAGGACCAAACUGUAUUCAUUUUCACUGCAAUAUUCAUUAGUUAUUUCUUUAAAAUUUCUUUAUUGAAGUUUUUACAGAAACACACCAAAGAAAUUUUGUUCAUUAUGUACUGAAUAUUAUGUAACUAUCAGUCUUUCAUAUGUUAAUAUAAAGUAUAUUUUCCUGUAUUUAUAUACAGAUCGGAAAGAAUGUUUCAGCAUCACUUAGGUGUCAUAUUAACUCCUUCUGAAAUUAAACUGAUUGUAUUUUUAACUCCUUUUUUAAAGUGGGACAAUGCAGGUUUUAUAUUUGUUCUUUGCAAUGCUCUUAUACUUCCCCUUUUGUUAAAGGAUAUUUUUCAAAUAUUAACUAUA